GUGCGGGUGUACUUCGACAAGACCCUCACCGUCAAAUCCUUGAGUGUCCACGACUUCAAAUUCAAGGGCAAGUUUCCGUGCCUCCGCGUUGCGCUGUUGCUCUGCAAUGAGAAGCUGGACAACGAAGUGCAGUUGGUGGACGGUGUAAAGUGUCCGACGACCUACACCAGCGAGUCGUGGAGCGAAUCUGAUCCAUCCAGCAGGCAUCUGCGCAUUGGCGGGCGGAACGACUGUCUGAUGCCUCACCAGCUCGAAGAUCCGGAUCACAUGACGGUUCUCUACGGCCAGUGUCAGCCCAAAAACGUCCAUCAGAUGAUGCCGGCAUCAUAUAUGGGCUACAUGUUUACAACCAUCCUCCGCAACGCCCAUCUCAACGGCGAGUCAUUGCAGCCGGGCAUCAAGGCAGAAUACUUCAUGCACAUGGAGGUUGCAGCGAAGGAUAACUGCAAGUUCCCGGAUGUGGAGUACGUGGCCCCCAACAAGGUCGAGACGAUUCCCAGGUUGGACCUCUGGAAAACAAAAGAUAUCGGCGACAACUUUGCCAUCAGGUACUCAGGCUUCCUGAUGAUCGACACAGCGGGGAGCUACAAGCUGCGCCUUUGGGUCGACGACAGUGGGAAGAUGAUCUUCAAUGGCAAGGAGAUCUUCAAUCUGCCAAACUGUGGUUCUACGCGCCAGCAAGAGUCCGACUGGAUGGACUUGGAGCGAGGAAACUAUCCCUUCGAGGUCCAGUUCUUCGAGGCCUCAAGUCAGGCCACGGCGAGGUUUGAAUGGCGCACGCCCGGCAGCUCCAGGUGGGCGAUCGUGCCUGAGACAGCCUUUGCCAACAAGCAAGAUGCCUCCGAGUGGACUCAGAGCUCCAUGGCCAAGGGCUGUGCUGGGAACACCGCACUGGGAUCUGUGAACCCGGGUAUGUUUCUGAAGGGCGGCGUUUCGAUUGGCGCUGAGAUGGACUGCCGAUUCGUGCCGCUUCUUGCCAAGGAGGAGCCCAUCGAGAUCCAGACAAAACGAAGUUUUGAGGACGGCGACAAGUGGCCCGAGUGGUGGGAAGACAUCGAGACCUGGGAGAUGCAGUGUCCACCCGGCAGAGUCCUGCAGACGAUUGACUUCUACAAAGAUGACAAGAAGCUCAGCAUCAAGUACGUUUGUGCUGUCGCUGCUGGCUUGGGGCAGUGCUACCCCAGCUGGACUGACCAGCAAGAUGCUCGCGAGUUCAAGGACAGCGCAGUCUCGAGAGGCGUCCUGUCUCGCCUACCCGUCGUUUGUCCGGGACACGACCUGCUCAGUGGGCUCCACUUCGAGUAUUCCAUGGGUGGUCUCUGGGCACGCUUCAAAUACACCUGCUGCAAGGAAUCAGGCGCUCCGGUGGCCACGGUGUCGCGGGGUCCUGAUUACCACUCCGUGGAUCGCUACGAAGGCUCCUACUGUCCCGAGAAGGUGGGAGCAACGGGCCGCAUCGACUACAAGCAGCAGGCUCUGAAGCCGGACACACCGCCAGCGAAGCUGACCUUCAGCGAAGACAGCGGCAAGUGGUGCAUUGACGGCGAGUGCUCUUCAGAGGGGGACGACUUCGAGCCCAUCGGACUUCGCAUCGGCAAGCUGGAAGCCACC
Messenger RNA from Symbiodinium necroappetens, 1611 nucleotides. The record is from the annotation of a GenBank genome assembly. Lineage: Eukaryota; Dinophyceae; Suessiales; Symbiodiniaceae.